CCUCCAACUUCUCCGACUAGACCAUCAGGACGGACAGGUAAUCCUCCAACUAGACCAUCAGGGCAGACAGGUACACCUCCGACUAGACCAUCAAUGCCUACAGGUACUCCUCCAACUAGACAAUCGGGACCGACGGGUACUCCCCCAACGAGACCUUCAGGACCAACAGGCUCUCCUCCAACUAGACCAUCUGUACCCACAGGUACUCCCACAACAAGACCGUCGAGACCGACAGGUACUCCUCAGACUAGACAAUCGGGACCAACGGAUACUCCUCCAACGAGACCUUCAGGAUCAACAGGUUCUCCUCCAACUAGACCAUCUGUACCCACAGGCACUCCCCCAACAAGACCUUCGAGACCGACAGGUACUCCUCCGACUAGACAAUCGGGACCGACGGGUAUUCCCCCAACGGGACCUUCAGGACCAACAGAUUCUCCUCCAACAAGAUCAUCUGGACCAACAGGUACUCCCCCAACAAGACUGUCGAGACCGACAGGUACUCCUUCAACUAGACAAUCAGGACCAACGGGUACUCCUCCUACUAGACCAUCGAGACCGACGGGUACUCCCCCAACUAGACCUUCAGGACCCACAGGACCCACAGGUACUCUUCCAACUAGAAUUUCAGAACUGACAGGCACUCCCCCUACUAGGCCAUCAGGACCUACAGGUACUCCCAUAACUAGACCUUCUGGACCGACAGGUACCCCUUCAACUAGACAAUCAGGACCAACAGGUACUCCGCCAACUAGACCAUCGAGACCGACAGGUACUCCCCCAACUAGACCUUCAGGACCCACAGGUACUCCCAUAACUAGACUGUCGAGACUGACAGGUACUCCGCCGACUAGACAAUCGGGACCAACGGAUACUCCUCAAACAAGACCGUCGGGACCGACAGGUACUCCUCUGACUAGACAAUCAAGACCGACAGGUACUCCUCUGACUAGACAAUCGGGACUGACGGAUACUCCUCCGACUAGAGAAACAGGACCCACAGGUACUCCUCCAACUAGAAUUUCAGAACUGACAGGCACUCCCCCUACUAGACCAUCAGGACCGACAGGUACUCCCAUAACUAGACCUUCUGGACCGACAGGUUCUCCUCCAACUAGACCAUCUGUACCCACAGGCACUCCCCCAACAAGACUGUCGAGACCGACAGGUACUCCUUCAACUAUACAAUCAGGACCAACGGGUACAACUCUUGUUAGACCAUCGGGACCGACAGGUACUCCCCCAACUAGACCUUCAGGGCCCACAGGUACUCCCCCAACAAGACUGUCGAGACCGACAGGACUCACAGGAACUCCUCCAACAAGACCAUCAGGACCCACAGGAACUCCUCCAAAUAGACCAACAGGGCCCACAGGGACUCCUCCAACUAGACCAUCAGGACUAACUGAUACUCCUCAAACUAGACCUUCAAGACCGACGGGCACUCCCGUAACGAGACCAUCAGGGCCUACAGGGACUCCUCAAACAAGACUAACAGAACUGACAGGAUCUCCACCGACAGGACCAUUAGAUCUAACAGGUUCUCCUCCGACAGGACCCUUAGAUCUGACACCAUCCGGACAGACAGGAACUCCUCCAACUAGACCAUCAGGACCCACAGGAACUCCUCAGACAAGACCAUCAGGACCCACAGGAACUCCUCCAACUAGACCAUCAGGACCCACAGGAACUCCUCAAACAAGACCAUCAGGACCCACAGGAACUCUCCCAACAAGACCAUCAGGACCGACAGGUACUCUCCCAACUAGACCAUCAGGAGUAACUGAUACUCCCCAAACUAGACCUUCUGGACCCACAGGAACUCCUCAAACAAGACCAUCAGGACCCACAGGAACUCCUCAAACAAGACCAUCAGCACCCACAGGAACU
Molecule: messenger RNA, 1890 nt
Organism: Lottia gigantea (owl limpet)
Lineage: Eukaryota; Metazoa; Mollusca; Gastropoda; Lottiidae
Exons: 3
Source: RefSeq, a predicted model, not a curated record